AUGGCACUGACAGGGCUUGGACUAAAAAUUGAUCAAUGCGAUUUGAUCUGGGUUCACGUUUUGGCCAAGAAAUUAGAUUCUGAAACUAGAAGACAAUGGGAACUUUCCUGCGCGGGAAGUGACAUGCCAAAAAUCAAGCAGAUGAAGAAGUUCUUGGAGGAACGAUCUCGCGCCCUAGAAGCUACGAAGGACCUCCAGUUACCUUCAAUUCAUAGAAAAAAUCAUCAAGGAAGUUCAGACCAAUCUGGAAAUUCUAAGAAAGAUGACAAGGAAACAACCAUACUACAAAAUGGACGAUUCACUGUGCAGCUGCCUUUCAAGCCCAAUAGUCAACUUGGCGACAGUUUAGCACAAGCAAAACGCAGAUUCAAUUAUCUCGAGCGACGACUGGAACAGAAUCCAGAACUUAAAGAUCGCUAUACCGCAUUCAUAGACGAAUUUCUCGAUAUGGGGCAUAUGGAGUACAUACCGCCUGGAGAAAUCGAAAAGCCAGUUGAUAGCGUAUAUUAUCUGCCACAUCACUGCGUUUUCAAGGAAGAUUCUACUACCACAAAGCUACGUGUAGUUUUCGACGGAUCUGCAACAACAUCAACCGGACAAUCACUCAACGACACUUUGAUGGUUGGUCCCACAGUACAAGACGACCUCUACUCGAUAAUCAUGCGCUUCAGGUUCUACCCAAUUGCUUUGUCAGCAGAUAUCGCAAAAAUGUACCGACAAGUUGCUCUAGAGGACAAAUCGAAGGAUUUCCAUCGCAUACUUUGGAGAUCAAAUAAAUCGGAUGAAAUCAAGCAUCUCAGGAUGACACGUGUUACAUAUGGAAUAGCUUCGUCAGCGUUUCACUCAACAAGAUGCCUCAAUGAAGUAGCAAAUCAAUCUAAGAACCCAAUGAUCAAAGAAAGUCUCAAAAAUUGUUUCUAUGUAGACGACUUUCUUGGUGGCGCUAAUGAUAAGCAUGAAGCAAAAAAACUCAUCUCUGAUUUGUGCGAAGAGCUGAACUCUUAUGAAUUCCCUCUUCGAAAAUGGACUUUAAGCAAUGCUAAAAUAAUUGAAGGAUUGCCAGAACAUCUCCGCGAAAAAUCGGAUGUGCUGGAACUUUUCUCUGACGAAUACAAAAUCAAGGCGCUAGGAGUCAGUUGGAAGCCCAAUAAGGACAUUUUUUUGUUUUUCAACUGCCUUACCAGAGCUGAAACUGCUUACAAAGAGGACUAUUCUGUCCACAAUCUCAAAAUUGUUUGA
Symsagittifera roscoffensis is the source of this 1239-nucleotide messenger RNA. RefSeq lists its product as uncharacterized. Lineage: Eukaryota; Metazoa; Xenacoelomorpha; Acoela; Convolutidae. The record is from RefSeq and is a predicted model, not a curated record. The transcript has 2 exons. Bases 1 to 1239 code for a protein of 412 amino acids.